Molecule: messenger RNA, 2305 nt
Organism: Cornus florida
Lineage: Eukaryota; Viridiplantae; Streptophyta; Magnoliopsida; Cornales; Cornaceae
Product: protein PTST homolog 2, chloroplastic
Exons: 8
Coding region: 363-1916 (517 amino acids)
Source: RefSeq, a predicted model, not a curated record
UACAAUGAGAACAAAAGUAGAAAAGAAAGGAAUUGGGUCCCAAAACAACUCAAUCUAGCCAAAAUUCACUCGCAGACAAACACGCCCUUACGCAAACCACACACAUACGACAUAACGGAACCCAAAUAGGUAAAAAUAGAUACCAGUUUCACAGUUUCCCCGCCAUAUAUAUUUCUAUAUAUAUCUACCUAUCUAUAUAUAUAUAUAUAUAUAUAUGUGAAGAGUACUAUUCAUUAAUGCGUCUACGCUUUUCGGUACUGCUUUGUUCGUUGCUUCAGUACUCGUCCUUCUCUCCUUUCGGGGCGAGCGUCUCUGGGACUGCAAUUUUGGCAGCUCCAAGUGUUCGACGAAAUGCCUGAACGAUGCUGUCGCUUAUCACCUCCACCAAUCAACUCAUCGUCUCGCCCCUCUUCGUCCGAGAUUUGAACUUUCCCGCCAUUUCUUCUCUUGCUUCCUUGGUCAGUCCAAGAAGAAGUCUUCUUCCACGGCGGCGAGGACCGGAGGCCGCGUGUUUCCAGCUCGUUACGGCGAAGCAAAGUGGUUCUUUGAGGUUUCUGGAUUGGAGGAGGAGACGUUACGGGAGUUCUUGGUGUUGUUGGUGUAAGGAUUGGGAAAGUGAAGGGGACUUGGCGUUGGAGGCGGAGAUUUUGGAGUUCAUGGAGAAUUCAAAGAAGCCGGCGGUGUUUCCAACGAAGAAAGAGCUGGUGGAUGGGGGGAGGAUGGAUUUGGUGGAGGCCAUUGUGACGAGAGGUGGUUGGCUGUCUCUUGGUUGGGAUUCGGAUGGUGAUUAUGAUGAAGAUAAGGUUCAAGAGGCAAGAAAUUGGGAUGGUGGUGUUUUCGAUGGUGUUAAUAUUGGGGAAUUCAAUCAGAGGGUUGAGAGUUGUCAGGAGAGUAACUCUUUUGACAGGGCUGAAGAUGGGUCUUUUGAAUUUUCUUCUGCUUCUGUAAAUUGCUCCGAGUCCGCUUCACCUUCUGGUAGCUCACUGGAACUAGGAAUUGAUGAAGAUACUGGGAUUGAGGGAAUAUUAGGUCGUUUGGAGAAGCAGAGAAAUUUGGUUUUUGGCAUUAAUUUGGCGAAAAGAGGAGAUAGUACUCAUAUUUCGAGUAGAAAUGAUGAAGGUGACCUGCAUUUUGAUGCCCAUACGGAUGCGGGGGGCAAGCUUAGCCAUAACAGAAAUGUCUCAGAUUGUGAUGGUUCAAAAAACUCACUUAAGCCAGAAAUGUGGAGAACUUGGAGCAUUCAGCGGGCAGGAUUUUCAAAUGUAGAAUUUGAAGCUGGUGAAAUAUCUUUCGAUGAAAACCAAAUGGGUGUGGAAAAGGAUGCUUCUGAAGCUUUAGACGGACGAAAAAAUAUAGAUCACAGUCAUAUACGAACUCGCAUUCAGCACAUGGAGCUGGAGCUUGCCUCUGCACUUCGCUUAUUGCAAUCUAAGAGUGAGGAAUUGAUUUCAAAAGAGGGCCAUGGAAGCUCCUCCAAUAAUUUACGGAAGCUUUCUGAUGCUUGGGAGUUCCAGGAAACUGAGAUCAUGAAUGGCCAGGACAGAUUGCGGUCAAUACGUGCAAAGUUGGCAGUUUUAGAAGGGAAGAUGGCGCUAGCAAUAAUUGAUGCACAAAGGAUGGUGGAAGAGAAGCAGAAGAGGGUUGAUGGUGCUCGUCGAGCUUUACAACUUCUUCGUACUACCUUCAUAGUUUGGCCUAAUUCAGGCUCAGAGGUCCUAUUAACUGGAUCUUUUGAUGGUUGGACCACUCAGAGAAAGAUGGAGAAAUCAAGUAAAGGUAUUUUCUCAGUGUGCCUGAAGUUGUAUCCGGGUAGAUACGAGAUUAAGUUCAUUGUUGAUGGCACAUGGAAGACUGAUCCUCUACGCCCUGUAGUUCGAAACAAUGGGUAUGAGAAUAACCUGGUUGUCGUCACUUAAAUGCACACAAUAGGCAUGCAACCUCUUUUUAUCUGAAGAGGGGACAACAGUUAAAAGAGGAUGGGUAUGUUCUGCAGGAUAUUUGUAGCCAUCAGAAGCUGUUGGUUGAUGAUAAUUUUCUCUAGAUUAUUUUGGCAUAGCAAAUUGGUAUAUGUAGCCACCUUUGUAUUUUUCUUUUAUUCUCUUUUCUUUUCUUUUUUCAUUUUUUUUUUUUUAAAUGUAAAAUCUUGUAUUCAAAAUAUUAUCAGAUUCAAACCUUUCAAAAAAAAAAAAAAAAAAAAAAAAAAUUAUCUGGUAUCAUUACUGCUAUUUGUUCCUUUAGGUUAGAAGAAAAUAUUAGAAUAAGGAUGAAUUAUUUUGUUAACUUUAUAAAGUUUGCUUUAACUCUU